Messenger RNA from Mangifera indica (mango), 1354 nucleotides. Its product is annotated as F-box protein At5g52880. The record is from RefSeq and is a predicted model, not a curated record. The transcript has 6 exons. NCBI's taxonomy places the organism in Eukaryota, Viridiplantae, Streptophyta, Magnoliopsida, Sapindales, Anacardiaceae. Gene Ontology annotation, molecular function: protein binding. Bases 172 to 1065 code for a protein of 297 amino acids.
GACAUUUAAAAAAAGACAUAAACAUUCAAUAUGUUCAAAUUAGAAUUCGAUAUUUUUUAGUUUUCAUAAUCCAAAUUUUGACAAUAAUUUUUUCCAGAAACUUUGUAUUUUAUGUCUUUGAUUCAGUGCUUCUUGCUGAAAGCCCUUAUUGCUCAAAUCUUUUGAAACGAAAUGUCAAAUCCAUUAGAGAAAUACCAGAAGCUAGGCCUGAAAGAAGCACUUUCGAGAAUCUAUCGAUACCCAAAAGCGUGUAAGGAGUUGAGUUUCAUUCUCAGAGGAGCUUACAACAAACUCCCCAAGAAUGUCCAGGCCCUCAUCUUUCAAGAUACUCUCACCGCCUUUCGCCUUCUUCCACCGAUGCAGACAAGUAGCGCUGUUUCCGCUGCUCAUCUCCUCCUUCAGAGUGCAGAGGCUUCAUUACCAAAGCAGAAAAAAAACCUAGCUAUUACGGAAUUUAAACAUGCAAAAGUUGCUUUUAAGAGGCAUAGUAAAUCGUGCCAAGAUGCAAAAGGCACCGUCCAACUGCCACAAGAUGUUCUCAUUCACAUCUUCAGUUUCCUGGAUAUGCCAUCUUUAGUUUCUGUUGAGCUUGUCAGCUGGUCAUGGAAUUUGGCAGCAAGUGACAACCAUCUGUGGCAGUCGCAGUACAAUGUGUUCUUUGGUAAUUAUAUGAAUUCUUCAAAGACUAAGGUGCAGCAGAGUAAUAAAGUGGUUAAAGAUAAAAAGCAUGCACUUCUUCAGGAGGAUGAGGCUUCCCAGAACUGUGUUGAUUGGAGAGAAGCUUUUAAAAGAGCAUAUAUUGGUAAUUCUUCAAAGAAUUUAACAUCGGAUAGGGGAUUUUGUGGGCACUGCAAUGCAGUAGUUUGGCUCAAUAACUUGAAAUGUUCUAAUGUACACUGUGGGCUAAAAUCCCAAAAGCAGAUCAAGCAUAUAUUGCCUUCCCAGGUUGUUGAGUAUCUAUUGGAAGAUCGCUCGCCAAUGAUAUCUUCGUCAGAUAGUGACAGUGAAUCAGAUGAAGAAUCCAUUUCUAGGCUAUGGGCAUAUCCCAAACACUUGCAGUUGUGAUAAGCCUUUUUGUUUAGAGGUACAUUUUUGGAGUUCCCUUGGUGGGAUCUUUCAUUCAAGCACUAGUCUCUCAAAGAUUACUUUGAAAAGAGGUGUCUAAAGGAGACAGGUUCCUUGAUUUUAGUAGUAUCAUUGAGUCAUUAUCCUAGAUGAUCUCCUGAUAUUAUUAUGGGAGAGGAGAACAUGAUGUUGUUUUAUUGGAUUUCCGAAACUGUAAAUUUUGCAAUAUAUAAAAACUUCUAUUAUUGAAUAGAUUAAAAAAAAAAAUAACAAUAUGCAAUUUAUUUCA